Oryzias latipes (Japanese medaka) is the source of this 937-nucleotide messenger RNA. It is a transcript of the gene mrpl41, whose product is annotated as mitochondrial ribosomal protein L41. Gene Ontology annotation, biological process: translation. NCBI's taxonomy places the organism in Eukaryota, Metazoa, Chordata, Actinopteri, Beloniformes, Adrianichthyidae. The record is from RefSeq and is a predicted model, not a curated record. Gene Ontology annotation, cellular component: mitochondrial large ribosomal subunit. Gene Ontology annotation, molecular function: structural constituent of ribosome.
UGGGGUUUGAUGUCAGUUCAAAAUAGUUGAAAAUAACUGUGAAAAUAGUUACAUGAUUUUGUGAAACACAACCGAAGAAUAUGCACUAUAAAUAUUCGAAUCAAAUUUAAUAAACGAAUUUCACCAAAAUCACUUUAAAUCAUGAACUGUCCGAUAUCAGGCCAUUAAACGCAGCUUUACGCUGUCACGUGGUGUUUCUUGGCUGCUCCUCUGAACUGUCAGCCAGUAUUCCGUGUUCUGGUUGGUCGUUGGGAAAGACUUCUGGCCAAUCACAGAGGCUUUCCUUGGAUGGUGAGGCACGCUUGCUAGAGCGGUCUGGAAGCAGCUAACCAGUGUGUUCAAGCAGACCUGCUGUCCUCAUGGGGGUGUUAUCCACACUCAUCAGAGGUCUGGUUCGAGGUGCGGACAGGAUGUCCGAGUUCACCAGCAAGCGUGGAUCCAGGACCCACAACAAAGGGAGGGGCGCACGGCCUGCGGGACUGCGGCUCUCCAGCGGGAAGUUUGUGGCGGUGCGGGCCAUGAUACCAGAGUUUGUGGUGCCCAGUUUGGAAGGCUUCAAGCUCAGGCCGUACGUGUCGUAUCGCUCCUCGGAGGGAACUGAGCCUCCGGUCACAGCGCAGAGUUUAUUUGAUGACGCUGUUGCUCCUCAGAUCAGGAAAGACUUUGAAGAAGGCUCCUUCAACCCAGAGCAGCUGCAGAAGUAUGGCUUUGAGCCCACACAGAAAGGGAAGCUCAUCAAGCUGUAUCCUAAGAACUUUGUGCGCUAGCGGCUUCCUCCUGUGCACAGCUCCUGCAGAGGGAACCAACUCUGUUCUGAGAGCUGGUUUAUGUCAAAUGAACAAACUGACCUUCUGCUUUUGCUUUCACAUGUCCCGUUAAUACAGAACAUUUUACAAAAACCACAGUUGUUUGCUGAAAUAAAGAUGACUGACUGCUC